ACUCGGUAGACGGGUGGACAUGUGAGGGAACAGAGCAGACUCUGUGGAAAAAGAAAGCAUCAAUGAAGGAGUGGCUGCUGGUGAUAUUCAGGAAAUAAUCACAGUCAGACGACAUGAUGUGGACGACAACUGUCAUUCUGCUGCUUGUGCCUCAUCUGCUUUCCUCCACUGACACAGGACACGGCAGUUAUUUCAGCCAGUCAGAAACAGUCAAUGAGGACCUCUCUGACGCUCCGGUCAAAGGCCAGAAACUUCCCGGAGGGGUCAAAAGUCAGGACACAUGCUCCAUCCCAUGUGACAUCACUGUCAAGCUGCUACGAGAUGAGAAACAUUCAAUCUGUGGCCAGUUACAGCAGUCUCUGUUAUUGUUUGGACGCAGCACCCGGAAGCUGAUCAGGGAUGUGAUGGAGGAGCAGCAGAGAGCCCUGGACAUCCUCAGCAGUCAGGUCACAGAGCUGAUGACCAAAGUGCAGACGCUCAGCUCUGAGGUUCAGAGAAGCAACACUGAGCUGUACUCCGUCAAACCGGUGCAGUCCCACGGACGGGACUGCAGCGACAUCAAGGACAAUCUUUUGUCAGUCGUCCCCAAGAUCCCCAGUGGUAUUUACAUCAUCCACCCAGAGAAUACAGACUCUUCUUUUGAGGUUUUCUGUGAGAUGGACUACAUGGGAGGCGGAUGGACGGUGAUGCAACGGAGGGCUGAUGGAUUAACUGACUUCAAGCGAGCCUGGGCUGAUUAUGUCGACGGCUUUGGAAACCUUGCAGGAGAACACUGGCUGGGUCUGAAGAAGGCAUUUCAUAUAGUAAACCAGAAAGAUACUCGGUUCCAACUUCACAUCGCUCUGGUGUCCCACGAUGACGUCAUCUCUUACGCAGCAUAUGAUGAUUUCGACCUGGACAAUGAAACCGAGUUCUUCAGUAUUCACCUGGGCAGAUAUGCAGGCAGCGCAGGUGAUGCAUUUCGCGGCUACGACCAGGAUCAGAACCAGGACACGGCUCCAUUCAGCGCCUCAGACGUGGACAAUGACGGCUGUAAUCCUUCCUGCUCCAUCGGCAACCGUACAGUGGAGAGCUGCAGCAGCCAGCACAACCAGACAGGAUGGUGGUUCAACCGGUGCGGCCUGGCAAACCUCAACGGCUCCCCCGAAGACGCAGAGCGAAACCAGGGGCAGAGGACGCACAUGUUGUGGGACACCUGGAGACAGAACGGAGUCCCUCACACCAUCAAAUCGGUCACGAUGAAGAUUAGGAGGAUUGCGACCAAUAAUUGACAGAAAGGAGAAGCAGAGGGAGAGAGGAAGAAAACACAUAUCGCAUAAAUUGCACAGCAUCGUUGUAAAACCUGAAGUUCUAAUAAAACAGGAUGGAAGGAUAUCUCGUUUUUUUAAUUGUUUCCCCUCAUUGCAACAAAUUACCUGCUCUGAAAUUAUUCCUUUAAGGUGAUUUUGCUUUGACUCUUGAGGACAAAUAUGCCUGAUGUUAUAAUGCAAUCUAUAACAACAACAAAACCAAAAUAAUAAGAAAAGUAGCACAAACAUCUCCGUCAUCUCCGAGAGGAAAACAAAAAAAUAGGUACAAUUUUCUUUUAAGGCACCCUUUGAAAAAUGUUUGUAACUUACUUAUAACUAAUGGCUUUAUUAAAGGUUGAUGAAUAUUUUACUAAUGCUUUAUUGAUCAGGUUUUAAUAAAAGCAACUUUUGGGUUGCAAAGUUGUUUUAUGAGUCGUAU
Messenger RNA from Anarrhichthys ocellatus (wolf-eel), 1728 nucleotides. RefSeq names its product angiopoietin-like 5 (gene angptl5). Bases 114 to 1271 code for a protein of 385 amino acids. NCBI's taxonomy places the organism in Eukaryota, Metazoa, Chordata, Actinopteri, Perciformes, Anarhichadidae. The record is from RefSeq and is a predicted model, not a curated record. Gene Ontology annotation, cellular component: fibrinogen complex. Gene Ontology annotation, molecular function: extracellular matrix structural constituent; protein-macromolecule adaptor activity. The transcript has 8 exons. Gene Ontology annotation, biological process: fibrinolysis; positive regulation of heterotypic cell-cell adhesion; blood coagulation.